AUGAGCGAAUCGUCGGUCAUUCAGAAAUCGGAAGAAGAAUUGGAACUUCUCAAAGAACUGAAGAAUGAAUUCGAAACGCUUGAGCAAUCCUGGAAAGAAGAAAACGAAAAAUUCAUCCAAUUCCAGCUCCUGGCAAACAGAGACCGCCAGCUGGCAGAUCACGUGCUCACUGAAAACCAAAAGACGCAGCUCAGAACAAAAAGUGUCAAGAAGCAAAUUGUGAAAGAAAAGUCGAAAGCUUCAUCUCCCAAGUUUCCAAAAUCUGAAUCGCUCGAUUCAAUAAGCAGCGAUUGCGAAUUCGGCCUCGUGAAAAGUUCGAAACUAGAGAAUCUCGAAGAGUCGAUCGAAGCCGCAGAAAAACGCCUUGAAGAGCUCGAGAAACUCGCGAAAAAGAAAGAAGCUCAAGAAAAACGCCUCUCCGACUUGGCGAAAGAAGAAAAACUCCUUUCCGCGCAGCUGGUGCACGUCAAAUCGAGGAGGGAGAAUCUAAACGGGGCGACGGAGCGAGCGGAAAAGAGCGCUGCUUUGAUCAAACAGUCGUGUCUUCGGCAGAUGAACUUGUCGCAUUCUGUUACUGUCGGCUAUCCGAAACCGCUGGAAGAGCUCUGUUCGAUAGGGAUUCUGCUCAAUGCGACGUUUGGCGAACUGGAAGAAGAAGUUGGUCAGCUGAGCAGAGAGCCCUUUUCUGAAACAAAGAAAGUAUCAAGUUCACCGCACGUGGAGACAAAAGAUGAUCUCUUGCGAGAGAUCUCGGCCGAGCGUAAAAUACUGGAGUUUCGCCGCAAAGUUCUCAAGAGAAGCAACGAGUUGCUGCAAGAGAAGUCGGACAACUUGCUGAGGACGAUUUCGCAGAAUGACUGUAGAUACACGAAUAGGAUCAAAAGCUUGGAACGCGAACUUCAUGCACUUAAAAAUUCCACCGUCAAGUCGAUAAAAUUGAAACACGACGCCUUGUCCCGUUCUAGCAUUUCUGAGCUAGAGAUCCUCGAUUCGGCGAUUCUCUCGCUCGAGAAAGAGCUUUCUUCUAUCCAGCCCAAAACGAGCCUACCCGAUUCAGCAGUGCCCCAUCCGAGCAAGAUGACUUGA
Messenger RNA from Oikopleura dioica, 1086 nucleotides. The record is from the annotation of a GenBank genome assembly. NCBI's taxonomy places the organism in Eukaryota, Metazoa, Chordata, Appendicularia, Copelata, Oikopleuridae.